This is a messenger RNA of Schizophyllum commune H4-8, 1343 nucleotides long. RefSeq lists its product as uncharacterized. The coding region runs from base 387 to 887 and encodes 166 amino acids. Lineage: Eukaryota; Fungi; Basidiomycota; Agaricomycetes; Agaricales; Schizophyllaceae. The record is from RefSeq and is a predicted model, not a curated record. The transcript has a single exon.
CACCGUAAUCGCCAUAACUCCCGGAGGGCCAACGUGCGUCUUGCAAUUGUACGUGAGCCUGGACAGCCCAGGUGAAUUGUCAGCGCCAGCGCCGAGAUAGCCUUGAACGCCGGAGAGAUGAAUAACGAGUGUGAGGCUAGCCUAGCACAGCGCCCAUAUACCAUGUCUGUAUAGCACGAUGAACGUUUAGAGGCCGGAGUAUUAUGGUGAGCUUGCGAGCUAUAGACGAGGCAACGCCCAUGUAGCAAGCCCAGGAGAGUCGGUGGCGCAAGCCCAUGUUCACCGAGAUGGAGCAGGCAACAGGAACGGAGCCGAGGUCCACAUACGAACUUCGUCGACACAUCAGCCAGCGUAAGCGGGCGGCACGUCGGAUGCAUCCCGUAGCCAUGUUCGAGAGUCGACACGUCCUCCUCGCGGUUGCCGGAGUCCACCUCCCGCGGCUCUGCAGCCGACCCAAACGGCGGCACAGUCGCCACUGCCAAGCCCUUGAUGCCCAAUCCCGAUGUGUGGUGCCAAAUCCCGACGCUGAUUCGCUUAUGCCCAACCUUGAUUUUGUAUCACCGUUUCGGGACUUUCUGUCGCGCCGUGUCCUGAACCGUGUCAGAGAAACCCACCGAGCGACGGGCGCGUCCACAUUCAAUCUUUCCGGCGAUCCCGCGCAAGCGAGGGCGAUCAGGGGAAAUUUUUGCGCGAGGGACGAGGAAGAUUUCUGUGAUGCUAAGGUGGGAGGGCCGAAGAGGACCGACCGCACAUAUGAAUGGGGCGGACGGAGAAGGCAUGAGAAAAUACCGGAGAUAUUCUGGGAGGGAGCCUCGUGGGGCUCGGCUAUCUCCGGCGGCGACUUCCGUCCUCCAUUGAGUGGCAGAGGAGUGUCUCCGGCUGGCUAGAGAGGGCACGGUUUCGUUGGGAAGGCCGCGGCAAAGAGCAAGGAGCCUAGACGACGAUAGGCAAAGCUAGGGUGAGCGAUAUAGCCAGGGGCGCUAGUAAUGAGGAACGUUCACACAAGCGGGAUAGCGGAAGGGCCAGGACCACUGCUUGACGCCGACUGCAUGUGAGUAUAAGAACCGUGAGCAUCAGUCAGAGUAGAGAUUAUUCGAUUAGUCGCAUUCCACGUACGAUGCCCUACGCGAUAAACGAGAUCACAAGUUGCAUCACCAGUCGCCGGUCGGUGCCACAAAAGCGCCAGGCAAGAAAAUAGUGCGUAGCUCUGAACGAAGCGCAUAGAUAUGGUCAAGUCAUCUAAUGGUGGUCAAUCCGUACGAGUAUAAGAAUUGGCAAGGCGUACCAAGUAUUGAGUACCUGCUUGAAGUUGUGGAGUCAUCUUCGCGCUGAUUGCUAGAGCU